Molecule: messenger RNA, 2749 nt
Organism: Chiloscyllium plagiosum (whitespotted bambooshark)
Lineage: Eukaryota; Metazoa; Chordata; Chondrichthyes; Orectolobiformes; Hemiscylliidae
Gene: cox14
Product: cytochrome c oxidase assembly factor COX14
Source: RefSeq, a predicted model, not a curated record
CGACCAGAAUUAUACAUGGUACUCCCAAUAUGGCGUCUGAGCUAGGUGACCCAGGUUCAAGUAGCAUCUGAUCCAGAAGUAUGCCUGAACAUAUUGAUUUAAAAAUAUAUCUACCAGUCAGCGCCUUCAAUCUAACAUCGGUCUUGUUAUUCCGUCCUUUUCGAAUUUAUCUAGAUUGGGUCCUGGGCUCUAUAAAAACUUGCCAAUCCGGCUGCUGACGUACGAAUUUUUUUAAAAACUUGAUUUGCAGGAGGUGUGUGUCGCUGGCUCGGUCCAGUGUUUCUUACCGUCGAGAAAACGACGGUGAGCCGCCUCGAAUCUAAAAAUUAAAAUAUACAGCAGCAAGGAGAGCGGGUGUUAGGGUCUGUAACCUUUGACCUGUGUCCUCGACGGUCGCCGCUCGAGCCGGAGAAGCACGGAGACAGAGACUCGAUCUGCCACAAUGGUGUCCUCCAAGAGGCUUGCAGAUAUUGGGUACAGAAUGUUCUCUGGAUCAAUGAUAUUACUGACAAUAUAUGGUGGUUAUCUGUGUAGUGCCCGUGCCUACCGCUACUUCCAGAGACAAAAGGCUUUAAAGGCAGCAGCUGAAGACCAAGUCAAUGAAAUGAUAAAGGACUAAUAGCAGUCUCUACAUCAGACUGCAGAAGCAACUGUUGUGACAAAAAUGAAUGCUAUUUAAUAUUAUGUGACUACUAGAAUCAAGUUUUCCUAGUAGUCUUAAUCCUCCUCUUUAAUAGUUGCUUGAAAAUUUUCCAAUGGAUUGUAUGUGUAACAUUGCCCACUCGUUUAAGUUUUGAGUUUCUGGCUCCUCCAAACCAGAAAACUGAAUUUCAGCCUUGAUUUUUCACAUUUGAAAAGCCAUUUCCUUCAAUAGUCAGUUGCUUUUUUAACCCAGUAACCCAGGUAAUCGAGUUCAGUGUCAGGAUGGUGCAGAACAUGUAUUUGGCAACCUUUCCACACACAGGAUUUGUAACAAUGGGUAGCAUCCUGCCUAUGAACCAGAGAUUCUGGGUUCAAGUACUGCUCCAGGACCCAAUGAUGAAGGAAGAUGUGUAGAUAACUGGGACAAACAUAGGCCCUGUUACUGUUCUUGUGAAAACAUUGGCAUUGAUGCACAUACAAACUAAAUUUGCAUCAAGAAAUGUACAUUAGCAAAGUAUUGAUAUUGAAGCAAUCAGUAACCAAGUCUUGUAAUUGACUUUGAACAUUAAAAAUUCUCCUUUCAUUCUCACUGUAGACUUCUUUGAGGUGCACUUCUAUCAGCUCCAGUUGCCCUUUAAUGGUGGUGGGGGCUGGGGUCAGGACCCUAGUGGGUUGAAAACUGAGGCAGCAAUGUCCCAUUUGGAGCCAAAUCCUUAUGAGCGCUACAUUAAAAUUGAAUCAAGUCUUGACAUUUCAUGGAAAGAAGUAGUUGAACAGUGACAAUUCAGUUCCGAUGUCCCAAUUUGCAGUAACUGGGCCUCAAAAUAUAAAAUCUCAAUGGAAUUUCAGUUAAAUGGUGAGAAAAUGAAAUAGCACCAUUCAAUACAAAUAUUUAGUGACACUUUUAUUGCAGUGUAUCCAGUAAAAAACACAUUGAAUUAACAACAAACAGAAAAACCUCCACCAAAUACAUCCAUAACUUGUCAUUUCACAAAGUCUAUAUCAACAGAAAUUGAUGCAUUGAUUUAAAAUGAAAGACUAUUUAUUUCUGAUUAUUACUACAAUUGUCCUCCUUCCCUAACUCACUCGUAUCACUAAAGCUACUCAUCAAAAUCACUCAAGUGUUUCUGACUAUGCUGCCUCUUGUGAUAAGCUGGUUGGGACUUCAGGAACCAUGUUGCAAGGUUUGAGAAAAAAUGCACAGUAAAACUGCGAAAUAACUUUCUACAGUAAUGCUAAACAGUUAAACAUGAAAACAAACCAAGACAUUGGAUGCCUCAUCCAACCAGAACAACCUCAAAAGCUUUCAUUGGCUUUUGAUUCCCCCAGUCAGUUCAGGCACCAGUUUUAUAGGUGAUCACUUCAAUUAUCUUGCCAUCUGAUAAGAUAUUUUCUACAAUGUGUACUCAACAUGCUCUCAGCAAAUUAGCAUUGCCCCCAUGCGAUGCAAACACUCCAGGAUGAUGGUGGGUGUUCUUGCUAUCACUCAAAAGCAGUGGCAAAACCUUUGCUGGGGUACAGCUUUUCACAUCUGCCCACCAUCUGUUACAGGUCAUUCUGCUAUAACAUGCAUUUCGUUAAAACAAAUGUACUGUAAUGAGAUUGUCAAAUUGGGGGCACUGUUUCUAAAGCUUGAACAUUUAAAACUUAGUGUUUGCAAUGUCAAGUGCAAUUUUUCUGUAAUCCAGAGUUGCACAAGAACACAACCAUUGCAUUAAAGAACUACUUAAACCUUACACUACAGUAGUAAUUCGACAAAUUGAAACACUAGCUGGUCUCCUUUGUAGCCCAGAAGGCAGAAAAGAUCAGUUGUACCCUUUCCUUCCCUCCUCCACCCGACAAGAUUAGUUAAGACCCUAUUGACCAGUGAUUGAACGGGGGGGAAGCACUCUGACGCAUGGCUCAGUUCCAUAGCAGCUUAUAAUGUCAUCUACUGCAUCUUCAGGGUUUCUUUAAAAGGAAAAAAGAAUAAUUCUUUACAUUCCAGAAUAAUUUUUCUUUUCUUUAAAUUUCUGGCACCUCAUGGCAAACUCUAAAUGCCAGAGAACAUGGGGCAUCAUUGCUGCCAUGAUACUGGACUCCACAGAGAGAGAGAGAGAGAGAGAGA